Messenger RNA from Pygocentrus nattereri (red-bellied piranha), 942 nucleotides. RefSeq names its product olfactory receptor 1-like. NCBI's taxonomy places the organism in Eukaryota, Metazoa, Chordata, Actinopteri, Characiformes, Serrasalmidae. The coding region runs from base 1 to 942 and encodes 313 amino acids. Gene Ontology annotation, molecular function: olfactory receptor activity; G protein-coupled receptor activity. Gene Ontology annotation, biological process: G protein-coupled receptor signaling pathway. Gene Ontology annotation, cellular component: membrane. The transcript has a single exon. The record is from RefSeq and is a predicted model, not a curated record.
AUGGAAAACAAAUCAACUUUUACAACAUUCAUUCUGGAUGGCUACGCUAUAAUGGACCAGCAGAAGCAUUUAUACUUCGUAGUUUUCCUUUUUCUCUAUGCUUUAAUUUUUCUUCUGAACUUACUUCUGAUUGCAGUCAUCUACUGUGAAAGGACAUUGCAUGAGCCUAUGUAUAUCUUUGUGUGCAAUCUAUCAUUUAAUUCGAUCUAUGGCAGCACAAGUUUGAUUCCUCAUCUGUUAUUUAACCUCACUACUCAGCUGCAUAAGAUAUCUUUGGCAAACUGUCUAAUACAAAUAUUCUGUUUGCACACUUUCAAUAUUGUUGAACUAACCAUAUUAGCUUUUAUGGGCUAUGACCGAUACACUGCAAUUUGUCACCCACUGUAUUAUCACAAUAUGAUGUCUCAAAGAAAGCUUCAGAUUUUUAUAGUUUUUACUUGGGUUUAUCCUUUCACUACGUUUCUGUUAUAUGAGUCGUUAACAAUACACUUGACCUUUUGUGGUGCGGUUAUAAGCAAGACACACUGUGUAAAUUUUGAACUUGUUAAACUCUCUUGCAAAGACAUCACAAUUAAUAACAUAGUUGGGCUUUCAACUAUGUCUAUUUUUAUGUUUCCUCAGAUCCUCAUGAUAUUGUUUUCUUAUGCACAGAUUUUGCGAGUCUGCAUUUAUUCUGAAGAAUCUAAAAUUAGAGCAAUUCAAACCUGUACACCUCACCUUCUUGGUGUUUUGAAUUAUUUUGUUGGAAUUUUCUUUGAGAUCAUACAAAGUCGGUUCAAUAUUAGUUAUUUGCCUUAUGAAUUUCGAACUUUCAUGUCUCUAUAUUUUAUGAUAUGUCCACCUUUGUUCAAUCCCAUUAUAUAUGGUAUAAGUGGUCAGGCGAUAAGAGGUCAUAUCUGGCGAAUUUUCUUCCGUAGAAAGGUAACUGUGUUAAUACAUUAA